Prunus armeniaca (apricot) is the source of this 1305-nucleotide messenger RNA. NCBI's taxonomy places the organism in Eukaryota, Viridiplantae, Streptophyta, Magnoliopsida, Rosales, Rosaceae. The record is from the annotation of a GenBank genome assembly.
AUGAAACUGAGACCUAAAUUUGAAGGCACCAUAUCCAAUCUUAUGAACCGGGAAUCUGUCCCCUCCUUGGAUACAUGCCUCAAUGAUCUCCUUCGCGAGGAACAACGCCUUCUCACUCAAACCACCAUGGAACAACAGCGAUCUACAUUUGUUCCUGUGGCCUAUGCAGCACAAGCUUUAGGACUCUCAGGUAAACCCUUCUCUACAUCAUCUUCUUGGUACUUUGAUUCCGGGGCUUCCCAUCAUAUGACAAACAAUGAUGAUUCUCUUACCAAUGUAAACAAAUAUUUUGGAAAUCUCAAAAUUCAUAUUGCUGAUGGCAAUCAUUUACCUAUCACGACCACUGGUGAUGUUUCUCCCUCUCUCACUGAUGUCUUUGUAUCUCCUAGUCUUACCACCAAUCUUGUGUCUAUCGGUCAGUUGGUUGAUAAUGAUUGCAAAGUGGCAUUCUCUAAAUCUGGUUGUGUUGUGCAGGAUCAACAGUCAGGGAGGAUGAUUGUGAGGGGGCCUAAAACCUGGCAAAAACUCACGGCAUCAUCUCUCAAUGGUCUUGCCUUUCACCACCUCAACAAAAUGGGGGUGGCUGAAAGGAAGAAUCGUCACCUUCUUGAUGUUGUUCCCACUCUCCUGUUAGAGUCAUCGACGCCCUCUCAUUUUUGGUGUGAAGCUCUCUCCACUGCUGUCCAUCUCAUCAACAAGUUGCCUUCUCCCACAUUGAACCACAACUCUCUUUUCACCAGGUUAUUCGGUCACCCUCCAACUUAUUCCAACCUUUGUACCUUUGGUUGUGUCUGUUAUGUUCAUCUUCCUGCACAUGAACGCACAAAACUCACGGCUCAAUCGAUUCAGUGUGCUUUCCUAGGAUAUUCAGUACACCAGAAAGUUUUUCAUACCUCUUCUGCAGCUCCAGUCCCUUCUAAGCCUCUCUUAGUGUAUCAACAACGCUCCUCCGCCACUUCCCACCAGCCAUCAGCACCUUCCAAGCCCCCUCAAGCUCCUUCCCCGACUGCUGCUCCUGUUCCAGCAACUACACCUCCCCCUCUUAGACACAGUACUCGAGUUCGUAGACCCCCAGAUAGGUUUGGUUCCUCUCCUCCUUCAUCCUUCACAGCCACCUUGUCUUCUAUUUCUCUUCCUUCGUCUUAUAAACAGGCCAUGAAACAUGAGUGUUGGCGGAAAGCUCUUCGUUCUGAUGGGUCCAUAGACCGUUAUAAGGCUCGGUUAGUGGCACUUGGCAACAACCAAGAAUAUGUUCUCGACUAUGAUGAGACCUUCGCACUAGUCGCCAAAAUGACCACCGUCUGA